GGUAUUCCAUUCUAUUUCAUUUUCAUCUAUAAACAAUACCAUUCAAUCUCCGAAGACAACCAGCAGCGGCUACUUUUGUCCAUAGGUGUGAGAAUGUGGCGUUGUGUGUCGCGUGGCCUUCGCGCCUCCUCUAACAGAUCUAUCUCCGGCGCCGGCCGCCGACUCUUCUCCUCACAAACUCAGAAUGUGGGAGGCUCGUCCUAUACAAUAGUGGAUCACACAUACGAUGCGGUGGUGGUCGGUGCAGGCGGUGCAGGGCUUCGAGCGGCAAUAGGGUUGUCUGAGCAUGGAUUCAAUACUGCUUGCAUAACCAAGCUCUUUCCUACUCGAUCUCACACUGUUGCAGCUCAGGGCGGUAUAAAUGCUGCAUUAGGCAAUAUGACAGAGGACGAUUGGAGGUGGCACAUGUAUGAUACAGUUAAAGGAAGUGAUUGGUUAGGUGAUCAGGAUGCUAUACAAUACAUGUGUAGAGAAGCACCAAAAGCAGUUAUAGAGCUUGAGAAUUAUGGUUUGCCUUUCUCUCGAACUGAAGAUGGUAAAAUAUAUCAACGUGCAUUUGGCGGUCAAAGUCUAGACUUUGGAAAAGGAGGACAAGCAUAUCGUUGUGCGUGUGCUGCGGAUCGGACUGGGCAUGCUCUACUGCAUACUCUUUAUGGCCAGGCCAUGAAGCAUAAUACCCAGUUUUUUGUGGAAUAUUUUGCUUUGGAUUUACUAAUGAACAGUGAUGGGAGCUGCCAAGGUGUAAUAGCACUAAAUAUGGAGGACGGUACCUUGCAUCGAUUCCGUUCUGCCAAUACAAUUUUGGCCACAGGGGGUUAUGGUCGAGCUUACUUCUCGGCAACAUCUGCUCAUACUUGCACAGGAGAUGGUAAUGCUAUGGUUGCGCGUGCUGGGCUUCCUCUUCAGGAUCUCGAGUUUGUGCAGUUCCAUCCAACUGGUAUAUAUGGAGCUGGUUGCCUCAUUACUGAAGGAUCUCGUGGUGAAGGUGGUAUCCUGAGGAAUAGCGAGGGUGAGCGAUUUAUGGAAAGGUAUGCCCCAACUGCCAAGGAUCUUGCAUCAAGAGAUGUUGUUUCCAGAUCUAUGACAAUGGAAAUUCGAGAAGGGCGUGGUGUAGGACCAUUGAAGGACCACAUCUAUCUUCACCUCAAUCACUUACCUCCAGAGGUCCUUAAGGAGAGACUUCCUGGUAUCUCUGAAACAGCUGCCAUUUUCGCUGGUGUUGAUGUAACGAAGGAGCCAAUUCCUGUUUUACCUACCGUGCAUUAUAAUAUGGGAGGAAUCCCCACGAAUUACCAUGGAGAGGUGGUCACUAUUAAAGGGGAUGAUUCAGAUGCUGUGAUCCCAGGAUUGAUGGCUGCUGGUGAAGCAGCAUGUGCAUCUGUUCAUGGCGCCAAUCGUCUUGGUGCAAAUUCUCUUCUAGAUAUUGUUGUUUUUGGGCGGGCAUGUGCUAAUAGGGUGGCGGAGAUCCAAAAACCAGGUGAGAAACAGAAGCCACUUGAAAAGGAUGCUGGAGAGAGGACCAUUGCAUGGUUGGACAAGAUUAGGAACUCAAAUGGUUCAUUGCCCACCUCAAAGAUAAGGCUGAACAUGCAAAGAGUUAUGCAAAACAAUGCUGCUGUCUUCCGCACACAAGAGACAUUAGAGGAAGGUUGCCAGCUCAUUGACAAAACAUGGGAGAGUUUCCAUGAUGUUCAGUUGAAGGAUAGAAGUUUAAUAUGGAACUCAGAUCUUAUAGAGAGUAUUGAGCUGGAAAACCUUCUAAUCAAUGCAUGCAUUACCAUGCACUCGGCCGAGGCAAGAAAAGAAAGCAGAGGAGCUCAUGCUCGUGAAGAUUUUACGAAAAGAGAUGAUGAGACGUGGAUGAAACAUACUCUAGGAUAUUGGGAGAACGAGAAAGUUCGGCUAGAAUACAGACCAGUGCAUAUGAACACUCUAGAUGAUGAAAUUGAGACGUUCCCACCAAAGGCACGUGUCUACUGAUAUACUCAAUUAUAGGGGGAUUUGGGUGGCUGGAAGUUGGUAAUAAGGAAGGUUGCAAUAAAUCACCGAAAUUGUGAAAUUUUCGUAAUAAUUGUUGAUUUAUUUGUGCGAUGAUUUGUAAGCAGCCUGAAGUGUUCAUUAUAUUAGAAGGAGAACACUGUUUGUCUUGUAAUCAGGAAGCAAGGCUUCUUCUGACUUUUCGAUCUUGUAGAAGAUGGUCUAAUCACUUGUUUGUGCUCUUUA
Messenger RNA from Lycium ferocissimum, 2223 nucleotides. Its product is annotated as succinate dehydrogenase [ubiquinone] flavoprotein subunit 1, mitochondrial. Gene Ontology annotation, molecular function: flavin adenine dinucleotide binding; succinate dehydrogenase (quinone) activity; electron transfer activity. Gene Ontology annotation, biological process: tricarboxylic acid cycle; mitochondrial electron transport, succinate to ubiquinone. Bases 94 to 1980 code for a protein of 628 amino acids. NCBI's taxonomy places the organism in Eukaryota, Viridiplantae, Streptophyta, Magnoliopsida, Solanales, Solanaceae. The transcript is spliced from 16 exons. The record is from RefSeq and is a predicted model, not a curated record.